AAACCGGGAAGCCUCGUACGGGACUACUUCCUAAUAGAAACGUGUACGUAUUUUCGACAAACGGAUACAUUAACAUACUGAAAUUCCCUGAGCCUGAGGUAUAUGAUGGGGUGCUAAAUUGUUCCAUUGCCCACAGACGUUCCACAUCGAGGGUGCAAAUCCAUUAAGGCAUAAUCAACAAAGCAUCACCAUUGAUGCAGCACAAUAGGCAAGUCCAAAAUUCUUGCUGGCUGAUUGGUCGAAGCUACUUUUUGCGAUGACGCAUUCCUCAAUUUGUCGGUACAUAUUGAUUGUGGAACUUUUGUAUAGAGGUUUCUGCAGGUCCUAUCACGGAUAGCACAAUCCGCGCUUCAAUGGGAACGAAAAAUGACGAUGAAGGAAAAACCUUUCAUACUUCAACAUGGACCUUAGAAGACAGGCAUUUUCCAAAUGAUGUAGCUCUCCGUAUUGUAUCCAUGCUUAAGGUUCCUGAUCUUUGUGCGUUAGGUUCUUCUUCGGUGUUUUGGAGGCAGUUAUGUGCAUCUGAUUUCAUAUGGGCUUCACUGGCAAAAAAGAGAUGGCCUUGUCUGGACUUAUGCGGCAAUAACGAAGAAAAGAACCUAAACAUGUCUCAAAAUGCAGAAAGUUCUGGCUAUUCUAAACUUGCAGUGCCUUCUCAGGGAUGGCGGGCAUUUUAUAUCAAAUUGCAUGCAGAGAUGGCUGAAAGAGCACACUCGCUAGUUGAGCUAGUGAAACAAAGUGCCCGUUAUGAGUCGCUUGAAGUAGGAGAUUACCAAAGAGCCAUGGAACAUUUGAGUAAAACAAAGAUGGGUUUUAAAGAUGUCCAACUCUAUCUUCUCACAGCCAAGCAUAGUGUUCUUGUGAAUCUCAUUGGUCUGCACUACUGCUUGGCAUGUCUAGGAAUCCAGAGUGAAUAUGUGAAAGAAGCUCUUGCUAAGAACCGAAUUGCAGACAAACAUAUUUGCUUGAGAUGGUGGAGCCUUGGGCAAUGGGUGAAUGGUUUCCGAAGGGGUGAUGAAAUGCACGUGUGCAUAGCACCAUUGAGCAAACUGCUAGAGCCCAAACAAGAGCAAUUUCUGUAUGUUAUUCAACGUGGUGCAAUUCAUGAGGUUUUGCGUGUUCAAAUCUCAGCUGAUUUUAGAUCUAGUGCCUGGGUCGCCAGGGAUAUGCAUUCUCAACGAUGAUCAGUGUAUAUAGGCAUGUAUUACAGUAACAAGUCCGUAAACUAUGAUUGUGAAUAUAAAUAUACGAGUACCUAUAUGUAUAGAUGUUGCCAACACCAGCACCUUUUAUAGCGUGAUUCCAAAUUUUUAAUAGGAUACCUAUAAAUGACAGGUAAUUCCAAAAUCAUUUUCUGUCGCAGUGUAAAGAGUCUGAUUUAGCAUCUUUGAAUAGAUCUUAUUGUCAGGCAAUAUUAUUGUAUAAAGCCAGGCGUAGUGCAGCCAACCAGUGUACAAAUGUAGUCUGGAAGUUAUUAGGGACACUUUCUUUGUAUUUUAUGUUCUCCUUGUAAUAUUUAUGUCAACAUUUAUUGUUAGUUUA
Molecule: messenger RNA, 1542 nt
Organism: Cryptomeria japonica (Japanese cedar)
Lineage: Eukaryota; Viridiplantae; Streptophyta; Pinopsida; Cupressales; Cupressaceae
Exons: 4
Coding region: 354-1184 (276 amino acids)
Biological process (GO): protein polyubiquitination; SCF-dependent proteasomal ubiquitin-dependent protein catabolic process
Cellular component (GO): SCF ubiquitin ligase complex
Molecular function (GO): protein binding
Source: RefSeq, a predicted model, not a curated record